Molecule: messenger RNA, 3295 nt
Organism: Megalops cyprinoides (Indo-Pacific tarpon)
Lineage: Eukaryota; Metazoa; Chordata; Actinopteri; Elopiformes; Megalopidae
Product: thrombospondin type-1 domain-containing protein 1
Exons: 5
Coding region: 260-2896 (878 amino acids)
Cellular component (GO): cell periphery
Source: RefSeq, a predicted model, not a curated record
CGUCCGUGUCCCGCGUGUUACUCGCGUUUAUCGAACUCCAGAAGAACAAUCGCUGUUAUUAAUCAUUUUGCAAUCGAUGACACGGACAAGAAAUGGAUAUAACUAACAGGAACGGGAUGUGUUUGGCGGUAAGGUUUGAUUGCUACGCAUUUGCAAAGAGGAGCGAUGGGCUGUCCUGUGUGCAGAAACUAGCUGCUGUGACGGGGUCUGCGGGAGGGCAUGUGGCGUGACGAGGCUCCGGGGCGCAGCAGCAAUCGGAAUGACACAGGGUCCCGCCGCGGUGUUCCCACUCCUGCUGGUGCUCCUGGGAUAUGCUCUGGCCAAAAUCCACCAUUGGCCCUCAGUCCAUGUAGCCUUGAGCAACGGGAGCGUGUUUGUAGAUUUCAGCUGCCUCCGCAAUGUAACAGACAGCGCCAUGACUGUGUCUCUGGUGGACAUGGAGACCAACGUCACUGUUCUGUCCAGAACAGUUCCUGCAAACCAUUCAGAGGGCACUUUGGAGUUUGACUGCACCUGUUUCCUCUAUGCUGGGAGUUUCAGAUUCAAACUGGAGCAGGAGAGUGACCGAGGUGCAUACAAUGCCACCUGGUGGUGGAGCCAGGUACUGCAUGUCCAGUGGCCCACCUUUCACAUCGCUGUGGAGAGGACCAACAACCAGAGUUCAAAUUCCUUCCAGAUUGUGAUCUCCACUAAUGACAACUUCCAGCCUUGCCUCAGCAGUAAAAGCGUGCCCCUCUAUUUAGAGGUCAGCUACCUGGAGUACAACCAGAUUGGGAGGAACAGCAUUGACAAAGUGAAGGCCCUGAAGCGUCGGGAGAUCAAGGUGGUUAAGUCGCAGAGUGUUGAGCUGGACUGUGCCUUCCCCUUCACAGAGAGGGACUUUGUCAAGGUGGCCCUCAAGUCCGCGCGCUCCCAGCAGGACAUAAAAACGUCAGGCCCUCUCUACCUGUCCCGAAUCUUCUCCUACAAGCUGCUGGUGGAUAAUGUGUACAAGGCCGGGUGCACAGGCACAGUGACCGUGCGGCUGCUGCCCCCACCUUGCGCCUUCACCAACGGGAAGGUGCUCCUGUUCAGGGAGGGGGGAGGUGCCACCCCGGGGGACGAGGUCACCCCUUCCCUGGGUUUUAACUGGCUCACUCAGGGGGAGAAUGAGACCGAGUUCAACUGCUCCAUCUUUGCACCGGGAAGGCACAGAUAUUGCUUCCGGUUUGUCCUCAACUUCAGCCGUUCCCCCAGCCCUGCCCAGACCUGCAUCAUUGUACAGAGGAAUGCAGAAACGUGGGGACUCUGGCAGUCGUGGAGUGGGUGUAGCGUGACCUGUGGAGAGGGGGUGAGGGAGCGCUUUCGUGAGUGUCUGGUGCCCUCUACUGGUGGACUGCAGUGCACCGGCAUGGUUAAAGAGCAGUCUCAUUGCUCCCUGGAAGACUGCACAGCGCCCCGUCCUUCCUUGUCUCCCUUCGCCCCCACUGACACAGCCCUGGGGGGUAACUUGGUGGCGGUGGCGGGAAUCUCGCUGUGCCUGGUGGUGAUCGUGGCCACGGUGCUGAUCACGGUGUGGCGCAAAGUGUGUCGAGCCCCCAAGUGCAGCUCGGUGCGCCGCAGCUCAAUGCACUCGCCCGGAGGCAGGAAGAACUCGGACGAGGCCUCCAUCUGCGGCCACAGCCUGCAGCGGCCCAGCUUCUCCGAGAGCCUGCAGGUCGCCCUGCCCGAGCAGGGCCUUCCCCUCGCCCCCGCUCUGGGCGGAGCACCCGAGAGGGUCACCCUGGGCCGCCAGCAGAGCCAGACCCUCCCUCUCCCCCUGGACCCCGAGAGGGUGUCCCCCACGGGCCAGAAGAUCGUCCCGCCCAUCUUCGGGUACCGCCUGGCGCAGCAGCAGCUGAAGGAGAUGAAGAAGAAAGGGCUGAAGGAGGCAACGCAGGUCUACCACGUCUCCCAGAGUCCCAUCGACGACACCAUGCUGGAAACCACCGCCUCUACCCCGGCCGCGCUCACCCCGGUGCCCCCCGACCCGGACAGCCAGGAGGAGGCCAACCUCAGCCGCUUCCGCAUCAAGUCCCCCUUCGUGGAGACCGGCAAAGCGGCCAAAGCCUCCGCCACCCUCCCCGACAGGCUCAGCCCCAAGGCGGACUUCGCCCUGGGCCCCCCUCCGCCGGGCUUCGGCAGCAGCGCGCAGCGGCGGGAGCGCACAGAGCGCUGGGUGGAGAUGGUGGAGCGCAGCGGCGGCUACCUGAGGAACCCCAGCUUCAGGAGGACAUCCAGCUUCCACGAGAGCAAGCAGCCGCAGCAGCCCCGGGCCUUCAGGGAGCGCAGCAUGACCCAGGUGGCCCCCCGACAGCUCCCCGAGGGAAGCUGCAGGGCCAGGCUGUGGGAGCAGCACCACGUCCCGGAGCGGGAAGACUGGGACCGGCCCAAGCCCGGCCCGAGCAACGGCCCGGUCGACGAGAGGCGCCGGCCGUACGUGGAGGCGGCCCCCCGCUUCCCUGAGCAGGGACGCUACGCAGCGGGGGCCACAUCAGAAACAGAGGACGCCAACAGGCUGGACCCCCUGUGCGAGCGGCGCCUGGGGGCCCGGGGCCUGGGGUUCGGGCAGGACAGGGCAGACAGGGCUGAGGCGAACUGGAACAGGAGGGGCCCCUCUCCCAUCCAGAGGAACAUCCUGGCCCGCAAGCUGAGGGAGGCCAACUCCUCAGCCACCUGCCACCGCCAGCGCAGCUCCACAUUCAGCCACUUAGACUACCGAAGGGACAAGUGCAGGAGCCUGCCCCUGUCCACAGACUAUGCGGGCUACACCUCCACCUAUGGCCUGACCGAGUCCGAGCAGCGCAUGAUGGACCUCUCUGGGUAUUUAGGGGAGGAGGAUAACGUGGAGGUGCUGGGGGUUCACAGGCUCACCUAAAAAGAGACAGCGGGGGUAGACCUGUUCCUAGUCACAUAACUGGGCCACAGCCAGAACUGAUACUGGUUUCUGUCAUUUCUGAUGGAUGGUGAAGAGGGCUGUGAGGGAAUGUAUUGUUCAUGGGAAGAGGCGUGGUCCAGAUACGAUGUAACUAACUGUCUGAUUUAAGGUGGAAUCAUAGCAAAUGUGAUACAUCCAGGAACAGACAGUGAUGGAAGCCACUGCUUAUUGCUACUGUUGCAUGUACAAGUUACAAUCUGUUCAGGGACAAAAUAAUGUUUUACUCAACCUAUUUGCAGAGGUCAAAUGUAAUUCUUUCUCUAAAAAGAGUGUUUUAAAAUAUUUUUUCAUUCCUACCAACCUUUAUGGAGUUUAAAGCACAACGACUUAGUAUUUGUA